Messenger RNA from Fulvia fulva, 630 nucleotides. RefSeq lists its product as uncharacterized. Bases 1 to 630 code for a protein of 209 amino acids. The transcript is spliced from 2 exons. The record is from RefSeq and is a predicted model, not a curated record. NCBI's taxonomy places the organism in Eukaryota, Fungi, Ascomycota, Dothideomycetes, Mycosphaerellales, Mycosphaerellaceae.
AUGCCACCUCACAAAGUGCCCGCUGGUGUCAUGAAAAAGACAGCGCGCAAAGACACCAAGAAGAAAAGUCGCGGAGAGUGUGACCGCAUCGCUGCACUCAAUCGCGCGCGUUCGCCACUUCUGCGCCUGCCAGCAGAGCUGAGGAGCCGCAUCUACGACUACGCCCUGGUCGAGGAACGCGACAUCGUCCUCACCGCGCAGACGCGAGAGCCACCACUCCUCCACGCAAGCCGCCAGAUCCGAGCCGAGACCGUCAAGAUGUAUUACUUGUCCAACAAGUUCUCCAUGGACAUCCUCAACUGCGACGCACGGCUGUUCUCCGCGUUCGCUCAGCGUGUUGGAGAGUUCGAACGGUCGGGCGAUGAUGUGUUCAUAUCGGUCACAACUCGUGCAGGAGCUCAUUGGCCAAAUUUACUGGCAUGGUGCCGGAGAGUCCACGAGGUUAAAGUCUGGCCCAUGAGCCCUUACGGCGGCGUCCAUGGUAAUGUGUAUGAUGUGAUCGCUGCAGCUACUACCAUGGCGCACCAGAUGCGAGAGCUGCCGUGGGAGACGUGCCUGAGGGUCCUCGACACGAUGAGGGUGGUGGCAGGAUCUGCGGAUCUGGAGUGGAUGGACGACCUGGAGAUGUGA